Artibeus jamaicensis (Jamaican fruit-eating bat) is the source of this 5036-nucleotide messenger RNA. RefSeq names its product ataxin 3 (gene ATXN3). The coding region runs from base 265 to 1197 and encodes 310 amino acids. The record is from RefSeq and is a predicted model, not a curated record. Gene Ontology annotation, molecular function: cysteine-type deubiquitinase activity. The transcript has 11 exons. NCBI's taxonomy places the organism in Eukaryota, Metazoa, Chordata, Mammalia, Chiroptera, Phyllostomidae. Gene Ontology annotation, cellular component: nucleus. Gene Ontology annotation, biological process: protein deubiquitination.
CACGUGUCGGCCCCGUCCCGGUCUUGCCGGGGGGGAGGAGCUUCACUGGAACGGGAUCCUCGCCGAAGCCCCCAUGGCAUCCUCACCCCGUGAGGCCCGUGCCCGAGCUUCUCGGAGAGUCCGGGGCCGGGGAAGUCCCAGGAGCCAGAGGGACAAGAAGGCUCACUCUGUGCCCAGCAUUGCUUGAAUAAUCUAUUGCAAGGAGAAUACUUUAGCCCUGUGGAACUGUCGUCGAUUGCACACCAGCUAGAUGAAGAAGAGAGGAUGAGGAUGGCAGAAGGCGGAGUUACUAGUGAAGACUAUCGCACAUUUUUACAGCAGCCUUCCGGAAAUAUGGAUGAUAGCGGUUUUUUCUCUAUUCAAGUUAUAAGCAAUGCCUUGAAAGUUUGGGGUUUAGAACUAAUCCUGUUCAACAGUCCAGAGUAUCAGAGGCUUGGGAUUGACCCCAUAAAUGAAAGAUCGUUUAUAUGCAAUUAUAAAGAACACUGGUUUACAGUUAGAAAAUUAGGAAAACAGUGGUUCAACUUGAAUUCUCUUUUGACGGGUCCAGAAUUAAUAUCAGACACAUACCUUGCACUUUUCUUGGCUCAAUUACAACAGGAAGGUUAUUCUAUAUUUGUUGUUAAGGGUGAUCUGCCAGAUUGUGAAGCCGACCAGCUCCUGCAGAUGAUCAGGGUCCAGCAGAUGCACCGACCAAAACUCAUUGGAGAGGAACUAGCACAACUGAAGGAACAGAGAGUCCAGAAAGCUGACCUGGAACAAGUCUUAGAAGCAAACGAUGGGUCAGGAGUGUUGGAUGAAGAUGAGGAGGACUUGCGGCGGGCGCUGGCCCUGAGUCGCCAGCAGAUCGACAUGGAGGAUGAGGAGGCUGAUCUCCGCAGGGCUAUUCAGCUCAGUAUGCAAGGUAGUUCCAGAAAUAUAUCUCAAGAUAUUCCCCAGGCGUCAGGCACACAUCUUACUUCAGAAGAGCUUCGGAAGAGAAGAGAAGCCUACUUUGAAAAGCAACAGCGGCAGCAGCAGCAGCAGCAGGAUCCACCAGAACAGCUUUCGCACCCAUCUGAAACGCUGACCACAAGUUCAGGAGCACUGGGCAGUGAUCCAGGUGAUACUAUGAGUGAAGAAGACAUGCUUCAGGCGGCUGUGACCAUGUCUUUAGAAACUGUUAAAAAUAAUUUCAUAACAGAAGAAAAAAAAUAACUUUUACAAAUCUCUAAAAUAUUUGUACUUCCCAGCAUCAUCCUGUGUGAUUUCACGCAUGGGGCCCAUUUUGAUCAUGUGUCAGAGAGGACAGUAUUCACUGGAGGACAUGAAACUUUUAGGUGGUUUGCAAAGAAAAAGAUGAGUGAGUGGCAAAACGUGUCCGUGAAAGGACUGAAUAAUUAAUGAUCCUUCAAAUACUAGCCAAAGAGGCAUUCAGCAAUUAAAGAAAUUAAAACUAGUUUUUUAAAUGUUCCUUUUUUGUUUUUCAGUGUGCAAUAUCUAACAUGUUGAAAAUUAGGGCAUUUUUCUUGGAUCUUUUUGCAGACCAACUAAUAAGUUCUUGCCACAGAACUUUUUCCAUUCAUUCUGUUUUCUUUUCCUCCCUGCUGUGUAGGUAAUUUGGCUCACCUUCAUCACCUGCUACUCGCUUCAUGUCUCAUUAACUGAAGUAACCUUUCAGGACAGUGGCUCUUCUCUGUGUUGAUGAGAGUAAUGCUUCCAGAAAGAAGCGCGUCCACCCCCUACCCCCCCCCCCGUGUGUUGUGCACUUGGGUGUUUUCUCCUGUCAUCGUGUCUCUGGUCACAGUUUAUCUACUGCCUGGUUUUUAUUAUUUUUCUACAACUCUUUUAAAAGAUGGUUUUCUUUCUUGAGGUUUUGCUUGUUAAGGCCUCCGAGAUGGGUUCAUUAUUUCAGGAUUCUGGUGCAUUCCUAACCUCUGAAAUCAGCUCUGCACAAGGAUUUAAGAAUAGAGGAGCAUUUUUAAAAAGUGCGAGCCCGCCCUUCCCCAGAUGCGCUGUGAUCUCAGUUUCGGCAGAGCUUUGCAGCUCUCUGGGAACCCUGUAUCCAGCCCCUUCUCGUUUCUCCUUUCCCAGCUGAGAGGAACAAGCGCAGUGUGCGGGCAAGUCUCCUUCUGUUGUCAGACAGCAUGUAGUACCCACCGUGAAUGUAUGAGACAAACUCGGCCUUCAGUUUUAGUAGCAGAUUCUUUUUUUUUUUCUCUUGUGACUGGAGCUCCCCGUUGUGUUUGCAGCUGAGUCCCAGAGUGUGGGUGUCCGCCUCUGCUGUCCAUCUUCUCGUGGGGGUAGCUUGCCAGAGAUGAGGAUCUGGAACAUGAGAAGAGGUUACUAACAAAAACAUGUUUAAAUUUGUGCUGUGACUUAACACUUGCAUCAUGUUUGAAAUAGCUUAAUGCUAGAAGUCGCACAGUACUGAAUGGGUCUGUAAAUAAGAAAGUCUUUAAUUUUGAUAAAUAGUCUUUAAUUAGGAUGCGCAGAGGGUUUCUCGCUAGGUCAAGGCGAUGGCGUGACUUAGGGGACAAUUAACCAUGUCUUUCUGAAACGGGCAUUUUAGAUUCUGUCAUCUGCAUUGCAUCCCUCAUUCUCUAGUCCCAUUCGAAGCCCUUUUGGAUGUUGAACUAUCCAUAAGCUAAAAUUUAGGAAGUAAUUUCAGCCAGUGACUUAGAAAAUUAAGGGACGGUGUGUGGCAGCACAUGUUUCAUCAGGGAAGUUUUUUUGAUUAGGGUUCAUUGCUAAGCAAAAAAGAUGAGAAAAUGCCUUUUGUUUAUGAUUUUGAUACAGCUUUUUUCUUGGGAAGAGACAGACUUUUUUAGUCAUUAUUUUGUGCCAAAUGAAGUUUCUUGAAGUUUUCCUUACAUAAAUUUAGACAGUUUUACUUUCAAAUCUAGUUUUCUUUUGACAACUGAAAAUGUUCCAGAAGAAUUACAAGAAUUUAGAACUGCAGAGGAUGUAAGAGUUUUAUACUGCUCUCAAGAUACACAAAUAAAAAUAUGUAUUUGGCCUUACUUUUCCCAUUGGAAAUUUACAUAAAACUUUUCAUACACUUUAACUGAUGAGCUAUCUAAUAUAAAAAUGAGAAGAGAAAUAUGUAUAAGUUUUAACCUUAGAGUUUAUAAACUUCUUAUAUUACAUACCCUUGUUAAAAGCCUUUAAGGAAAUGUGGUAUGUUGACCUUCAUUUAUUAAGGAUUUUUUUAUAAGCAAAGCUGAGCAUACACUGGAUACAUAUGAAUGUUUAUUUUGUGUGACAUUGUUACAUUUGGCAGGGAGUUACAGAAUCACUUGUCAACUGCCAUCUUGUUUACAUUGGCUUAAAUUUAAUCGAACGUUGCAACACCAUUGAUUGGCCAGUAUGAAAAGAUGCUAGUGUUCAUAACCACAAUAUCAGAAAAUUAAAAAGCCACACAAAGCUGUGGGUCACACAUCAGGAACUGCUGUUUACAAUGAACCGCCUGCAAGAAAGUCCAGAACCAUGACAUUUACCAUAACUGCCCUGCUAACCACUUUAGAUUGAGAUUUCCAUUCUGUUUUACUAAUUGGGAACGUGUUACUGUUUAACAUUUAAACUCGUGGUAUCAUUUUCUAAUGUAUAAUUUGCAUCACCUGGAUGACAUACAUACAGUGGCAAUGCUAGUAAAGUUUGUAAGGAAAGUUUAAACAAGCUUUAGAAAUGCCACUUUCAUUUCAUAUUUUGAGAUGUCAUAGAUUUAAUAAGUAGUUUUUUAUGUUUUAAAAAUUCAGAAUAGUUCUGAUCUAAAACCAUCAAUAUACAUUUUUACAGUAAGUAACUUAUAAACAUUUCUGUGUUGCACAUCGUUUGAAACGGUUGCUGUAGGUAAACUCGAUUUCAACUCUAAGAUCUUGGCCAAAUAAUUUACAGUUCACAGAAUAUUUAAGGAGGUGCUUUUUCCCCUUAAAACUUGAUUUUUCUUAAAUAACACUUAUUCAUGCCAAAGUUAAUGAAGAAAUAAGCUCAAAACUAGUUGAGAAUCAUCAUAGGCAAAACUACCACUAGUCUACAUCGUUUCAUUGAAUAUCAAGUUCAAUAACGUCAGCCACAUGUUUCAUGCCUGCAUGCUUAAAACAGUGCCAUGCUGGUGCCAAGAUUCACUCAGUGUCUUCACACUGGCCCAUUGAGCCUGUGCAGACUUGAUCUGGAAUUUUAAGAAUUAAUGCUAGUAACAUCAUUUUUAAAUGUACGGUAAUUGGCCUAAAUUAAUAAUGUAUCAAUUCUUUAAGCCUAUGGACUCAUAGAAAGGAGUAGGAAGCACUAGUGAAAGAUACUUGGAAAUUCCUGAUCUAUUGAGGAAGCACUUCAGUUGUUUCUUGCAUAGGUCAAAGGUAAAUGUUUCUAGCGUUGUUUUAGAUUGAAUUUACUGGGGUGACACUGGUUCACAAAACACAGCUCAGCAAAACAUCACCUGGACACUGCAUAGUGUGCCUGUCACCCAAAGCGCAGCUCCUUUCUCCAUUCAACCUGGCCUUUGCCCACCUCCACUUCCCGCUGCCCUUCCCCCUCCGGCUGACACUACCCUGGCGUGUCUGUGUAUUACGAAUGUUUUUGUUUCUUUGUGGUUUUUUGCUUAGUCCUUUCACCUUUCAUCCAACCCCCCCAAUCCCUCUCCCUCUGACAGCCGUCAGCCUGGUUUGUGUAUCCGCGCCUCUAAAGAGGAAAAUGCAUUAGAAUGUGCUUAUCUAUUUUCUAAAACUGUGGGUUACUAGAAAUAACUUUUAACAAUUACUCUUCUGUAUAAAUACACUAUUUGAAAUUCAAGUUCAAAAAACACCUGAAAUAAAAAGCAUUGUCUUUUGGCUGUGACCCAAGUGCACUGGGACAGUGCCGUUUGCUCAGGACUCGAUUCUGCAGCCCUCUCCGAGUUCGCGUGCCGUUAAGGCUUGGCAGGCCUUGCCGUCUGGCCCUGAGGAGAGCUGGGCUUCCAAAGCACUGUUGGACACUGAGGAGUGUACUGUUGGUGUGGAUGUUCGAUGAGUUGUAUUUUAAAUAUCAAAGAUGAUUAAAUAAAGAUGUUUGCUUUUUUA